AUGGUGCGUCUAGUCGUAGCGGAAGUACUCGUCCCCUCUGUGCGUGACGCACUCACACGAUCGCACGGCGCCGCGCAAAACGUCAGCGUGACGGGCAAAAAGUCCAAAAAUCCAACAGCAGCGGCGGCGAAAGUGGCGGUGCCGUACCCCGUCGGCAGCAGCACGCUGCAGUUGACAGGCGUGCACGUCACACAGCACGGGGCUGGCAAGAAAGGCGGUGGCAGCCAUGCACUGCCUUGCGGCGGCGUUGUCGUCCUGCUGCGGGCGCACGUGGAGGGCGCACUUGACGCGGCGACACGCGUCUUCACGGUGGCGGCGCUGGCGCUUGGCGGUGGAGACGAGCCUGAGCAGCCCGUCGCUAAGCGGCGGGCUGUGGAUGACACACGCCACCCGGUUCCACCAGCGGCAGUAGCGUCGCCGCAGCCCCGCCUGCCCUGUGCCGCGUUCGCCAAGCUUGACCUGCGGCUGCAGGUGGAGAAGGUGAGCUUCUCGGUGGAUGUACUGCCGGUGGGGCAGCGGCGCGGGNCCCGCGAGGGCGGGGCAGGGGACUGCUCCCUGGCAGUGACGAUCGUUGGCGCGAUGGCACCUCUGCUGCCGCCGUGA
Messenger RNA from Trypanosoma grayi, 603 nucleotides. RefSeq lists its product as hypothetical. Lineage: Eukaryota; Euglenozoa; Kinetoplastea; Trypanosomatida; Trypanosomatidae. The transcript has a single exon. Bases 1 to 603 code for a protein of 200 amino acids. The record is from RefSeq and is a predicted model, not a curated record.